Canariomyces notabilis is the source of this 2553-nucleotide messenger RNA. RefSeq names its product formamidase. The coding region runs from base 48 to 2498 and encodes 816 amino acids. Lineage: Eukaryota; Fungi; Ascomycota; Sordariomycetes; Sordariales; Chaetomiaceae. Gene Ontology annotation, molecular function: hydrolase activity, acting on carbon-nitrogen (but not peptide) bonds, in linear amides. The transcript is spliced from 15 exons. The record is from RefSeq and is a predicted model, not a curated record.
AGCUCGAGGUCACUCACAUCAAUUCACCACCACAUUACUCAAAAAAGAUGUCGGCAGACCAGAGACCAGUUAUUGACAAGGCGAAGUUGAAACAACGCUUUGAUAUCUCGCAUUUUGAUCUUAAUGCAGUCAUUCGGGGCAUCCAAUUGACACUUGUUGGCGCCCAACGCGCCCUACAGAACCCACAACUUUUCACCUCGGAGCAUUACAAGCAGGCCGCCAUUGCCGUUGCCGCGGGCAUUGCCAUCCGCCUGCUCAUAGCCGUUCCUAUCUUGGGCAUCAAAGUCCUGCUAUGGACCGUCUCCCUCUUUGUUUCCCUCGACCGCGUGACGUGGGAUGACACGCUGGUCAACGGACUGGGCUUCAUCGAGGAGCACGUGCUGCAAGCGCCACUCUUCUUCAUGAGCCUGAUGCGUUACCUCACCCCUACACUUGACGAUCUCUUCAUGACCUCCCUGCGAUGGGUCGACCAAACAUACACGCUCAAGCACCGUCACGACUCUGAUCCGUCACAGCUGCGACCGCUCUACCACCCGACGCUGGCGCAGUACCGGCCAGCCGCCGCCGCCGAUGGGCGCGCGCCCUCAUCCUCAUCGGGGGCCACGCGGUUUGUGUGGCGGUUUGCGCGCAAGGGGUUGAUCUCGCUCGCCGUGUACGCCGCCUCAUACCUGCCCGUCGUGGGCCGCCUGGUGCUCCCCGCCGCCAGCUUCUGGACCUUCAAGUCUGCCGUCGGCCUGGGCCCUGCCGCCCUCAUUUUUGCCGGAGGCGGCCUGCUCCUCCCCAGGCGCUACCUAGUUAUUUUUCUACAAAGCUACUUCGCCUCGCGAAGUCUGAUGCGAGAGCUGCUCGAGCCUUACUUUGCGCGUAUCCGGUUCACGCCAGAGCAAAAGAGGCGGUGGUUCCGCAGCCGGGAGGGGCUGUUGUUUGGCUUUGGCAUUGGAUUUUAUGUCCUCUUGAGGGUGCCGUUACUGGGGGUGCUGAUUUAUGGCAUUGCGGAGGCGAGCACCGCGUAUCUGAUCACCAAGGUGUCGGAUCCGCCGCCGCCGCCGGCACAGAGCGAGGGAUUCGCUGCCAGCCAGACCGAGUGGAGGAACAAGCAAAAGUUUCUCAGCCUGUCGCUGUGGAAUCUUGAUGCGAUCCAUGACAAGCCGCCUCCGUACUCGGAGAAGAUGGGCAAAUCUGGAAUCCGGACCGUCUGCAAGGUCGACCUUGACAAACCUGCCUCUGAGCAACCUUAUCUUCAUAACAGAUGGCACCCUGACAUUCCCUUCGCCGGGUCCAUCAAGGAUGGCGAGACUGUCAAGAUCGAGUGCCUUGACUGGACUGGCGGCCAGAUCAAGAACAACGAUUCGGCCGAUGAUGUGAAGAACGUCGACCUCACCAAGGUGCAUUAUCUUUCCGGUCCGUUCGAAGUCGAGGGAGCCGCGCCGGGAGAUCUGCUUCUCGUCGAGAUCAUGGAUGUCCAGCCGUUCCAGGACCAGCCUUGGGGGUUCACAGGCAUCUUUGAUCGGCGCAAUGGAGGAGGAUUUUUGGACGAGAUCUACCCUUCAGCUGCCAAAGCCAUAUGGGAUUUCGAGGGCAUCUACUGCACCAGCCGGCACAUUCCACACGUUAAGUUCGCAGGCCUGAUCCAUCCGGGCAUUCUCGGUUGUGCGCCGUCAGCUGAGGUCCUCGAGACGUGGAACAAGCGUGAGGCCGAAUUAAUUGCUGCCAACAAGCUUGACCGCGGUGUUGCUCUUCCGCCGCAGCCUCUUAGUGUCCAUGCUGGGAGCGCCGACAAGGACUUGACGGAGAAAGUCGGUCGUGAAGGGGCAAGGACAAUUCCCGGACGUCCAGAGCAUGGAGGAAACUGUGACAUCAAGAACUUGUCCCGGGGCUCCAAAGUGUACCUCCCCGUCCACGUCCCCGGUGCCAAGUUUUCUGUCGGCGACUUGCACUUCUCCCAGGGCGACGGCGAGAUCUCGUUUUGCGGCGCCAUCGAGAUGGCCGGCAUCAUUACCAUCAAUUUCAAGGUCAUCAAGAACGGCAUGGCCGACCUGGGACUCAAGAGCCCCAUCUACAUCCCAGGCCCCGUGGAACCGCAGUUUGGACCCGGACGCUACAUCUACUUUGAGGGUUUCUCCGUCGACGAGCACGGCCAGCAGCAUUACAUGGACGUGACAGUCGCCUACCGCCAAACCACCCUCCGCUGCAUCGAGUACCUGCGACGGUUCGGCUACAGCGACUACCAGGUGUACCUGCUGCUGUCGUGCGCGCCCGUGCAGGGCCACGUGGCAGGCAUCGUCGACAUUCCCAACGCCUGCACCACGCUCGGCCUGCCCAUGGACAUUUUCGACGUUGACAUCUCCCCCUCGGCCGGGGCGGUAACAAAGAAGCUGGAUAUGGGCAGCUGCGCGUUUGAGACGGGCCGUACCGAGGGCGAAGUUGUUGAUCUUGCUAGUGGAAAGGGAAAGAGAGGGCCGGUGAGCUUUGGGGGCGGGUUGACUUAUAAAAUGUAAUUGUUCUUUAUAGGUUAAUAAGAGGGGGAAGGGGGGGUUGAAUGGUUGAGGGCAG